This is a messenger RNA of Fusarium venenatum, 1644 nucleotides long. The record is from RefSeq and is a predicted model, not a curated record. Lineage: Eukaryota; Fungi; Ascomycota; Sordariomycetes; Hypocreales; Nectriaceae.
AUGUUGGAAAAUGGCAUCAGAAACGGCCAUGCGGCUAGUGUUGAAUCAAUCAUCAAAGAGUUUGAUAUUGGCAAAGAAAAGGUUCAAGAAACUACAAAUUAUUUCGUUCAGCAGAUAAAACAUGGCUUGAAAGCCAAGUAUUCUUAUCAGAUACCUUCCUUUGUCACCGAGAUACCAACGGGACGCGAAAAAGGAAUGGUCCUUGCAGUUGACCUUGGAGGUACAAACUGCCGCGUCUGUGCCGUUGAGCUAUACGGAGACUCAUCCUUUGAUGUGUUCCAAAGAAAACACGUCGUGCCUCCUGAGUUACGUGUGAACGAUAGCCACAAGCCUCUGUUUCAGUUUAUCGCAUUAAAGAUACGAGAGUUUCUUGAAGAAUACAGACUGCAAAAUAAGAGAGAAGGCGCUUCUCAGGAAACCUUCAACCUUGGAUUCACAUUCAGCUUUACCUGUGAACAGACAUCGAUAUCCCAGGGUACGCUCGUUCACUGGGACAAGGGAUGGGAUAUUCCAAGUGCCAUAGGCCAAGACCCCUGCUCCUUGUUACAAGAAGCAGUUGAUGAAGCAGGUCUACCAGUACGAGUUUGCGUCUUGGCAAAUGAUGCAGUCGGUACACUUCUAACCAAGGCAUACACGGCUGAAGAAUCGAGUUCUGCUCUAGCAGCUAUCAUUCUGGGCACAGGAACCAAUGCUGCUUAUGUCGAGGAAAUUGCGAAUAUACAGAGACUGGAAAACGGCGACAAGAGUACAACAAAGGAUCAAAAUGGCGUUAUGGUAAUCAACACGGAAUGGGGCUCCUGGGACGAUGGGUUAAAAGUUCUCCCCCAGACCCGAUUCGACAAGCUGAUCGACGAGGGUUCUUCCGAUCCCGGGUGUGGCCUCUUGGAGAAGAUGGUGUCUGGUAUGUAUCUCGGAGAGUUGCUACGUUUGAUCAUCUUGGAACUUGUCUUGAAUGGGAGCCUGAGUAUCACAUUCGAGGACGAAAGUCCAGUACAUCGUUACACGGGUAUCGAAACAUCGUUUCUGACCAAGAUCACCGAGUUCGAACCGGAGGACAUAGAAGGGCCCUUGUCCUUCUUGAGGCGGACCCUGGCUGUAAAUGAAGCCACUGGAGAGGAGAUGCGAAAGAUCCAGCGUCUUGCAAAAGCCAUCAUAAAGCGAUCUGCUCGGUUAGUCGGCGCAGGCCUUGCAGCAAUCAUCCUCCAAUCAGGAAGACUACAGUCAAUAACUACGACUCACAAGACAACUACGACAGCACAAACGCAAGAGAUUGCCCAGAAGCCUACCAAACAACCAAAGCGGGGCAAGAUAUCGUCACUGGCUAGACUGAUCAGAAGUAUAUGUGGCUGCCUGCGACCUGACGAAGACACCCAAAUACCGGUUGCUAAAUCACCUUACGGCUCAGAAGAGGUGAUUGAGUCGACAAUACUGGUAGAAGAGGAUAUCAAUAUCGCUGUGGAUGGCUCUCUGUUCGAGUUUCAUGCCGACUUCGAAGAGUUGAUGCGCGGCGCGUUACGUGAUGUCGCCAAGAUUGGGUGUACAAAUGAGAGGAAAAUAACGAUAGAGCUUACUAAGGAUGGAUCAGGGACGGGUGCUGCACUCAUUGCAGCUGUAGCUGGAAAUGCAGGAAAUCAUCAUACAUAG